Messenger RNA from Silurus meridionalis, 6029 nucleotides. It is a transcript of the gene dnm2b, whose product is annotated as dynamin 2b. Gene Ontology annotation, cellular component: membrane; cytoplasm; microtubule. The record is from RefSeq and is a predicted model, not a curated record. NCBI's taxonomy places the organism in Eukaryota, Metazoa, Chordata, Actinopteri, Siluriformes, Siluridae. Gene Ontology annotation, molecular function: microtubule binding; GTPase activity; GTP binding.
UGAUGUUCCACUUUAUUUCCAGUGAAACUCCUCUGUCAGCAUGAAGAACAGAUUUACACACUCAGCAGAUCAUUCAGAUCAAAUACUUUGUUGUGCCUCUUGUAAAACUCUCCAAAGAUGUUCUUCACUAGUUGGAGAAUGUUCUUGUGAUGCAGUUCAUCUCAGAGCAGUUCAGAAGGAUUUGUUUAUAAACACCACAUUAAACAUAACCACAGCAUGGACACAAAUAAAAACACACUGAACUUCCUCCAAGAUCUCAUUAUCAACAUAUCAUCAACCUACAUUUAUCUGAUGGUUCCUCUGCAGAACAUUCCUGAUGGUUCCUCUGCAGGUUUUUAGUCUUUUUAAGCUUUUCCCCAGGCUUAUCUGCUAGAGAACAUCUGUGCACCAUUGUGAAGACCAAGGAGCAAUCGAGCUCCAGAAUAGUUUUAGGCAAUGUUCAGUUCAGGUCUAAAACAUUUGAGAAAAUAUGAAAAAAGCAUUAGGAAAACAUUGUGGGAAAAACGUUAUAGGAACAUACAGAUAACAUUACAAGAACAAUUAAAAUAAGAUAGCAGAACAUGAGAGGAACAUUAAAAAUCAUUACGAGAUCAUAAGGGAACAAUAAGAAGAAUGUUCAGAGUGUUCAGGAAUUAUUAAGUAAAGAACUUUGGAGCAUUGGAAAAGGAAACAAGGACAUAAGAAGGACAUAUAAAACAUUUAGAACUCAUUCAAGGAAGAACAUCGGAUCGUUGGAACAACAUUAGGGGGACAUUAGAAAAAACAUUUGAAGAACAUUACAGAAACAUUAAUAUAAUAAUAAUAAUACUAUCAGGAGAACAUUACAGGAACAUUAGGAGAACAUUACAAUAACAUUAAUAUAAUAAUAUAUUAUAAUAUCAGGAGAACAUUACAGGAACAUUAGGAGAACAUCACAGGAACAUUAGGAGAACAUUACAAUAACAUUAAUAUAAUAAUAUAUAAUAAUAUCAGGAGAACAUUACAGGAACAUUGGGAGAACUUUACAAUAACAUUAAUAUAAUAAUAUAUAAUAAUAUCAGGAGAAUAUUACAGGAACAGUAGGAGAACAUUACAAGAACUUUAGGAGAACAUUACAAUAACAUUAAUAUAAUAAUAAUAAUAAUAAUAUCAGUAGAACAUUACAGGAACAUUGGGAGCACUUUACAAUAACAUUAAUAUAAUAAUAUAUAAUAAUAUCAGGAGAACAUUACAGGAACAUUAGGAGAACAUUAAAGGGAAACUAAGAGAACAUUUACAAGAACCUUAUAGAACACUGGGAGAACAUUACAAUAACAUAAGGAGAGCAUUAGGAGAACAUGAGAGGAACAUUAGAACUUGCUGUAAAUUAAUUGUUGUAGAUGUUAAGAUGUUAUUCUCAGUCAGUUUUGUAGUUUAUUUGUAAUUAUUUUGUACUGUAGGACUUCAGGCUCCUCAGGUCUUCUAAAAGAACGAAGUCCAAAGUUCCGGGCUUUUCGCAGAAGAAGCAGAAAUCCCAUCAUCCAAUCAUGACACGGAGCGUUUUGACGGGCAUUUGGCUUGACCAAUGAGAGUGGUGGAUCCUUCGAAUGAGGGCGGGGUUAGGAAAGUUUUUGACGGUCGCCUGACCGGAUAGGAAAAGUGUCGGUUUUUCCGUUAGAUGGUGUUCUUCAUCUUCACCUUCAUCUUCAGCAGCGGUGGAACUUCAACAGCCUGUUUCUUAAUUUCCACACACGGAAAGCUAAUAAUGUUCUUCUAACGUGGACUUCUCCCUCCAGUAGCGCGUAGACAGUCCUGCUGCAGCUCCUGAGAUCUCCCAGGCUUCGUGGUGGAUUGAGGUUUGGAGUAAGCUUCUGAGACAUGGGGAACCGCGGCAUGGAGGAGCUGAUUCCUCUCAUCAACAAGCUCCAGGACGCCUUCAGCUCCAUCGGCCAGAGCUGUAACCUGGACCUGCCGCAGAUCGCCGUGGUCGGCGGCCAGAGCGCCGGGAAGAGCUCGGUGCUGGAGAACUUCGUUGGCAGGGAUUUUCUUCCUCGGGGUUCCGGGAUUGUUACUCGUAGACCCCUCAUCCUUCAGCUGGUCAACAACAAAGCAGAAUAUGCUGAGUUCCUGCACUGUAAAGGUCGCAAGUUUGUCGACUUUGAUGAGGUGCGUCUGGAGAUCGAGGCCGAGACGGACCGCAUCACCGGCUCGAAUAAAGGAAUCUCGCCCAUUCCCAUCAACCUGAGAGUCUACUCUCCUAAUGUGCUAAACCUGACUCUGAUCGAUCUCCCGGGUAUGACGAAGGUUGCCGUCGGUGACCAGCCACAAGACAUCGAGUUCCAAAUAAGGGACAUGCUGCUGCAGUUCAUCAUGAGGGACAGCUGUCUGAUUCUGGCCGUCACUCCUGCCAACACCGACCUCGCCAAUUCUGACGCACUCAAGAUCGCCAAGGAGGUCGACCCCCCAGGUCUGCGUACCAUCGGUGUGAUCACCAAACUGGACCUGAUGGACGAGGGGACGGAUGCCCGGGAUAUCCUGGAGAACAAACUGCUGCCUCUGCGUCGAGGUUACAUCGGUGUGGUGAAUCGCAGUCAGAAGGACAUUGAUGGACGGAAGGACAUCCGCGUUGCUCUGGCAGCAGAGAGGAAGUUCUUUCUGUCUCACCCUGCGUACAGACACAUGGCUGAGAGGAUGGACCCGUUCCUGCAGAAAACACUUAACCAGCAACUGACCAACCAUAUCCGCGACACGCUGCCCAAUCUGCGCAGUAAACUGCAGAGUCAGCUGCUCUCUCUGGAGAAGGAGGUGGAGGAGUACAAGAACUUCAAACCUGAUGACCCGACACGCAAAACUAAAGCCCUGCUGCAGAUGGUGCAGCAGUUCGGUGUGGACUUUGAGAAGAGGAUCGAGGGUUCUGGUGAUCAGGUGGACACUCUGGAACUUUCUGGAGGAGCUCGAAUUAACCGCAUCUUCCACGAGCGCUUCCCCUUCGAACUGGUCAAGAUGGAGUUUGAUGAGAAGGAACUGAGAAGAGAAAUCAGUUACGCAAUUAAGAACAUCCAUGGUGUCAGGACAGGCUUGUUCACCCCAGACCUGGCUUUUGAGGCCAUAGUGAAAAAGCAGAUCGUUAAGCUGAAGACGCCGUGUCUCAAAUGUGUGGACUUGGUCGUGACUGAACUCUCCGCCCUCGCCCACAAGUGCACGGAGAAGCUGAGUUCUUAUCCUCGGCUGAGGGAGGAGACCGAGCGGAUCGUCACCACCUUCAUUCGAGAGAGGGACAGCAAGACUAAAGACCAGGUGAUGCUGCUGAUUGACAUCGAGCUCUCCUACAUCAACACUAAUCAUGAGGACUUCAUUGGUUUUGCGAACGCCCAGCAGAGUUCCGCUGUGACGAAGAAGAGAGCCGUUCCCAACCAGGUGGUCAGAAAGGGUUGGCUCACCAUCAACAUCAGCAUUAUGAAGGGCGGGUCCAGGGACUACUGGUUCGUCCUGACCACAGAGUCACUGUCCUGGUACAAGGACGAGGAGGAGAAAGAGAAGAAGUACAUGCUUCCUCUGGAUAACCUGAAGAUCAGAGAUGUGGAGAAGGGAUUCAUGUCUACCAAACAUACCUUUGCUAUUUUUAACAUUGAGCAGAGGAACGUGUAUAAAGACCUGCGUCAGAUCGAGCUGGCAUGCGAUGCUCAGGAGGAUGUGGACAGCUGGAAGGCCUCAUUCUUGCGAGCAGGAGUGUAUCCUGAGAAAGACCAGGUGGAGAAUGGUGAGGGAGCUCCAGCAGACACCUUCUCCAUGGACCCUCAGUUGGAGAGGCAGGUGGAGACGAUCCGGAACUUGGUGGAUUCAUACAUUGGCAUCGUCAACAAGAGCAUCCGGGAUCUCAUGCCCAAAACCAUCAUGCACCUCAUGAUCAACAGCGCCAAGGAGUUCAUCCACUCUGAGCUGCUGGCGUUCCUGUACUCGAGUGCAGAUCAGAGUGUGCUGAUGGAGGAGGGAGUAGAUCAGGCUCAGCACAGAGAAGAGGUGUUGAGGAUGUACCACGCCCUUAAAGAGGCCCUCGGCAUCAUCAGUGACAUCAGCACCACCACCAUCUCCACCCCUCUGCCCCCACCUGUGGAUGACACAUGGAUCAGUACAGAUCCCAGUCCUCAUCCUCACUUGAAGCCUCCAAGCUCCGCCCCUCCACCUGGCCGUCCUCCUGCAGUGAGAGGCCCCACCCCUGGUCCUCCCCCAGGCUCCGCCCCUCCACCACUGGUCCCACCGAUUCCAUCUCGUCCAGGUCCACCACCUGUGAAUGCUUAUGGAGGAGUUUUGGAACCAAGCACCGCCCCUCCACCACAGAUCCCCUCUCGACCUGCCCGAGUGCCUCCUUCUAUACCACCUGGAAUCCCCAGAAGACCUCCAGCUGCUCCAAACAGACCCACCAUCAUCCGCCCGUUUGAGUCGUCUCUGCUCGACUAAACCUGCCACGUGUACGUGUGCUCACGUGUUGCUCCAAUGCUAAAAAACGAAAUCAUUGGCGGAUGUUCCGGCGUUAUAACAGCAAACGUUCUCAUUCUAUCAUUAUUAUAUACGAUCUAUUCACAAGGAAUAACACACACACACACACACACACACACACACACACACACACACACACACACACACCUGCAUGCUAGCUACGUGGCGCUAAUUCUGUUUCAGGAAUUCUACAUAGAGAAUUGACUAAUAUGUUCACAUACUGAGUUAAUAGUCGUAUUUACAGAUACCGCGGAGAGGAAGAGAAGAAUUCCAGACGGAAAUCAUCUCAGUGUUCGGCGCUUCUGGGUGAAAUGUCACUUUACAUCAACAUGUUUACGUGUUUUUCUAACGUUAGCCUGGUGCUAGUUUUCAUCUAUUAUAGUUUAAAGAGCUAAUAACCUGUCGUUAGCUGUUUGCUAAUCUAAUACCAUGCUAAUCUCUAACUUUGCUAACGCUAAUUAGGGACCUAAACUGGAAGAGUUCAUGAACAGUGCCUUACGUGAAACACUCAGACACUCCUUUUGUACAGAUUUCCGUACGCUUUUACACUUUGAACUCGGGUUUCGUUUCUGCAAAACAAAAAAAAGCCAGAAAAAGCCUCAGAGACGAAAACUGACUCGUUUACGGCUCUAAAACCACAGUCUUCAGCGAGUCUUCAGCUAAUCAAAUGCAGCUUUAAAUAUGAUGGGCGGGGCCAGUGAGAGAGGAAAAGGGGGCGGGGCUACACGUGUGAAAAACUUCAAAGAGCUUAAAACAUUUUCAAAUUGCGCUAAAAUCGCCAAAAUAGCUACGUUUAUCACAACAAGAGCCAAACGUGCACGUAACCUCGCUGUCUAGUGCUAAUUAUAUACACUCUGGCCAAAAGUAUUGGGACACCUGCCUUUUUCACCCAUACGCGUACAUACAAUUAUAUAAAACGUCUUGAGAUGCAUGAAAUUCUGCCUUCACUUGAACUAGGAGAACCUCGUUCAUCCCAGGCCUCCUCACCUUCUCACCUACCUGACUUUAGUAAAGUCUCCACAGACAUCUCGUGGAACAUCUACCCAGAGUGGAGAUUAUUAUAACAGUAAAUGGGGAACAAAGUACAGAAUCUUAUGCUCAGGUGUCCACAAACUUUUGGUCGUACAGUGUAGUCAUAUUGGUGGUUUUUUGCGAUGUUGUUGCGUCGGUCCAUUUAAUUGCUGUGCUUUUUUCUCUUUCUUUCCUAAAUGUGGGAUUUUGGAACAGCGAUGGUGUUUGGAGGCUUGAAAUAGUUUAGAACUUUAAUUAUAACUUUUUUGCCGCCACUUUAUUACACAAGGUUCAGUCGUUUAUAUCUGAUUGAAUUUCUUUUGCUAUUUUCUUGUCAAUGCAUUUUUUUCUUCAGCCUCAUUAUUUUACAAACCUUUUAUAUAUAUAUAUAUAUAUUAUUCGCCUUUUUUUUUAUUGAAUAUUUUGUAUUUUGACCAUCGGUGCCUUGUCCUGACGUUAUCUAAGUGCCUGCUUUAUGUUGAUGUUGCUCAGUAAUGCAGAUAAAUGCAAUGAAAAGAAAAAAAAACGAGACAAAGGGAAAAUAAAUAAAUAAAUAAAUCUCA